GUGGUCUUUAGCGGUUUCCUUGAUACUGAUGUGCGCUGCCUUCUACAACAAUCUCCUCCCGGACGGGACACCGCGAGAUGCAGUUGGAUGGGUGGCUGUCAUUUCUGUUGUCUUGCUGGUACUAAGCCACAUCGUUGGCGUCUUGGUUACAGUCGGGCCGGCCUCUGA
This is a messenger RNA of Eimeria tenella, 168 nucleotides long. RefSeq lists its product as uncharacterized. NCBI's taxonomy places the organism in Eukaryota, Apicomplexa, Conoidasida, Eucoccidiorida, Eimeriidae. The transcript is spliced from 3 exons. The annotation marks the transcript as partial. The record is from RefSeq and is a predicted model, not a curated record.